This is a messenger RNA of Anneissia japonica, 3675 nucleotides long. Its product is annotated as ankyrin repeat and SAM domain-containing protein 3-like. Gene Ontology annotation, cellular component: cilium. The transcript is spliced from 12 exons. The record is from RefSeq and is a predicted model, not a curated record. The coding region runs from base 168 to 2366 and encodes 732 amino acids. Lineage: Eukaryota; Metazoa; Echinodermata; Crinoidea; Comatulida; Comatulidae. Gene Ontology annotation, molecular function: protein binding.
AGUAACUUCUCUUUAGAGAUACGAAUGGGCAUCAAGGAGAUGAGAAGAGAAGCCCACAGAUUUAGGCCCCUAGGCCUAGGCCUUAAAUUGAUAUAAAAAUGUGAUGUGUAUUAUAAACCCAUAAAAAUUUCAGGAAAAAGAAGAUCGUUGACUCUUGAGUGCGGAAGAUGUCAAGUUACCCGGCAACUGGAAACAUUGACUAUCCGUAUGAAGCUAGCGAUGAAGCCAGCGAGACGGAGCUUCUAGACCGAAGUCUGUCGGUCUGGCGUGGUUAUGAUUCUUUACAGGAUCAGUUUAACCCAAUUCCUCUUGAUCUCUACACAGCCUGUUCCAUAGGUCACUAUGAAACUGUUCAUGCAUUUAUACAAAGUGGUCAAGUUGAUCUUAAUCAAAAGAAUAAAGGAAGCUGGACACCAUUAAUGUAUGCAUCAUACAUAUCACAUGACAACAUUGUGAACUUGCUAUUGGAUGGCGGAGUUCAAGUAGACAUCAAGACUGAUAAAGGUGCCACAGCGUUCAUGCUUGCAGCAAGUUGUGGGAAUGAGAGUGUAUGCUACUUCCUGCUACAGCAAGGAGCUAAGAUAGACGAGCGUGAUAUGAAGGGCUGGACUGCCUUGUUCUAUGCUACCAAUGCCGGUCAUCAAACUAUGGUGCAGUUCUUGCUUGACAGUGGAUCACAAGCUAACGUUGUGGACUUUCUCCUUGGAAUCACACCAUUGAUGAUGGCAUCUGCAGAAGGACAUGAGAUUAUUGUUAACAAGUUACUUGAACAUGGUGUAGAUAUUGAGUAUAAGAAUUCCAAAGGUGACACAGCUAGAUCACUGGCAAUCGUCAAUGGUCACAUGAAGAUUGUCAGUCUGAUUGAUAAUCGCACGAUGGCGUCAGUUUCCCUGAGGUCAGAGCCAGGACUUGGCUCAGAUGCUGACCUCAGCUCAUCGGAUGAGAACUAUCAACGACCCAACAGACAUCAUGGACGUACUCCCAAAUUAAAGAGUAAAGGACCAAGUAUACGAGAUGGCCCAGAAGCUGUGGCUAAGAUGCUCCUGGAAAGCAGGCAGACAGACUGUGUGAGAACAACAAGCAAAAAUUCAAUGAUUCCUAGUGGCUACGUUACAUUUGAGGACAAUCUUCCGUUCAUUACUGACCCUGUGUCUAACCGUGAGGUUAUUUCACCUAUCAAUCCCAUGGAGCAUGAUAUUGCUGUAUGUGAUGGCAAUGAAAAAGGAUCAUCAUGGUUUGAGCAAUAUGAGCAAGGAGCUGACGGUGAUCUCACUAUUAAAAGAUCCAACUCAUCUAGUUUGAGUGGAAGCAAUGGAGGCCUAGCAGGGUCAGUGGGUAUCAGUCGUGAAAACAGCCUCUCUAGUAAUGAUGAGGACGAUAAAUUAUCAAAACCAGAUGCACAUAAGCCUCAUAAACACACAACUGAUGGAAAUUCAAAACAAGUUGCAAAAAAUGAAAGUGUGGAGAAGUGGUUUAAUCAAAAUGUGAAUCAAGCAUCCCAUCAUCUCCCUCCACUUUAUGGCCACAUUCCUCCAGAGAAAGUUGUGAACAUUUUUAAGGAUGACGUGGAAGAGCCGUAUCCUUACACAAACCUUGCAACGUUGCUGGAGAGUCUUAAUCUGAGUAAAUACCACUCAUUAUUUGAAGAGCAAGACGUUGACCUCAGAGUUUUCUUGACACUUAAUGAUACCGAUCUCAAGGAAAUUGGCAUCAAGUUAUUAGGACCACGUAAGAAAAUGACAAAUGCAAUAGCUAGGAAACACAGUAAAGUACGUCCCUUCAAUGACAGUCUUGAGCAGACAUAUGCUGACAGGGUCGAAUCAAUUAUGCAAGAGAUGGCUCAAAAAUACCAACAGUUAAGUUUAGCAAACAGUAAGUUAGAUGCUCAAGUGCAAGAGGAGCGUGAGUUACGUAGCGUUGCUGAAAGCUGUCUGAUGGAGGAUCGCAAAACGUGGCAAUAUGUUCAGGACUUGAUUGUGGAAACUUGUAAAAUGAGCCAUAAUAUUAGAUUGUGCUAUGACCACAUAAGGACUUACCAGACAGAACUCUUGAAACGUUUCCAAAGCAACAACACAGAACAUGCCUCAUCAGGGUCAGGGGUUAGGACCAACACCAGUGCAAUCAAUUCAACAGAAGAAAAUGAGAACAGAAAUCAAAAAAGAGAAGCUCAGUUUGCAUUACCUACAAACAUUCCUUCAGAGCAAGACUUGUCAGAGGUUACUCUUGAAAACCUUAUAACAAAUCUCAAUCAUUAUAUGUAUCAAAUGGGGAGAUCAGUUGCUAUGGCAACUAAUAAUAUGGAUAAGUUAAGUGAUGGGCAUCAACUUGUAUUUUCUCCCAACUCCAGUGGCAAUUCAUUACCUUGAAGGACAGCUAGAAAGACUUUUCUAUCAAUCUAUGUUAAGUCAAGAUGCAUUGCAGUAUGUAAAGCCUAAGCUGUUGUAUUACUAAAAUAGAUAUUCUUUUUUAUAUAAUUCCCAUUUAUAAUUGUUCAUAAAAUAUCACAUAAUUUUAUUUACCUAUUUAUUCUAACCAUUCCAUUUUUAAUAGAGACAAAUAUUUAUGUGGAAAAGGUUGGAUUGUGUCAGGAACGAGAGUGAUACAGGAACAUCUAAAUGAAAGUUGUAUGUAAAGUUAUACAGUAUGCAAUGACGUAAUAUCAUGGGUUUAUUGGCAUACUGGUCAGAUAAUUUAAUUUUAAUGUACUUUGUGAUGCACUAUGCUGUACUUGGUCAGUUCUUAUAUGCAAUGACAUAGUGUCUUGGGUUUAUUGACAUACAGAUAAGAUGAUUUAAUGUACUUUGUGAUGCACUAUGUACUUGGUCAGUUAUUGAAGGGUCAGGUGACUUGUUGUCCUUGGUGAUGUACUGCACUAUAACAGGUUACGUAAUGUAUCACCGACCCGGUGAUAUGUCGUCGUUAAUGACAUGCUGCUCUGGGUCAAAUAAUGUAAUGUUCUUUCAAGUACUUUUAUCUGUCUGCACUGGUAAUUUAACGUGUCCUUUAAUUGACCCAGUGAUGUAUAAUCUUUGUGAUAUACUCACUGUGAGGGGUAACAUAAUGUCUCUUUCAAGUGACAUAUUACUGUCAUGUGAUGAAUUUACCUCUGUUAAGUGAUCUAUUAAAAUGAUGUUAGUAUGCAGUGUAAGGUUAUGUAAUGCCCAGUUUAAUAUAACUUAUUGUCAUAUUUUGUGUUGACAUGGAUUACUGCGUACAUUUUAAAAUGUGAACGAUGCUGUGAAUACCACAUGUGAUUUUCACCUGUUGUUUUAAUGGACCUUUCUGGCCUACCCCUUGGAUGUUGUUUCUAGGUCCCACAAAACACCGGUGUAAAAAUAUAUGCAAACACGCGUGUUCGUGAGACGCGCGUAUUCCUGGCUGUGUUCUGAUUGGUCAGUUGUUAAGUUUGAUUGGCACUCCAGAAAGGGCCAGUAUCCGGAAUGUGUACUGCAUUCAUACGUUGUCUUCAUCAGAAAUAUUUAAGUGUCUGCAAUUUUCAGCGCUUGCAUUCGUGAGCAAUUGAACCAAGGUACAAUAAUAGUGUAUAUGCUAAUGCUGCUGUUGUGAACUUUGUUGCAUGUAUGACGAGUCAUUGUCUUACAGUUGAAUAGGUUGCAAGUUGCGUCACACUGUUGUACAAAUAUUUAUGAAUAAAUAUGCAUCAAAUUACAUAUA